Pseudozyma flocculosa PF-1 is the source of this 732-nucleotide messenger RNA. RefSeq lists its product as uncharacterized. Gene Ontology annotation, biological process: 'de novo' pyrimidine nucleobase biosynthetic process; pyrimidine nucleotide biosynthetic process; pyrimidine ribonucleoside biosynthetic process. Bases 1 to 732 code for a protein of 243 amino acids. The transcript has a single exon. Gene Ontology annotation, cellular component: cytoplasm. The record is from RefSeq and is a predicted model, not a curated record. NCBI's taxonomy places the organism in Eukaryota, Fungi, Basidiomycota, Ustilaginomycetes, Ustilaginales, Ustilaginaceae. Gene Ontology annotation, molecular function: orotate phosphoribosyltransferase activity.
AUGUCGCACUCAGUCUCGCUCGCCGCGUACCAGUCCGACUACAUCCAGCUGGCGCUCGACUCGGACAUUCUCCGCUUCGACGGGCCGUUUACGCUCAAGUCUGGGCGCAGCUCGCCGUACUUUUUCAACGCGGGCCUCUUUAACACGGGAUCCAAGGUGGCCAAGGUGGCAGAGUGCUACGCCAAGCGCAUCGUCGAGAGCGGCGUCGAAUUCGACGUCCUCUUUGGGCCGGCGUACAAGGGCAUUCCGCUGGCCGCCGCCACCGCGCUCGCGCUGCACGCCCACCACGGCAUCGACGUGGGCUUCUGCUUCAACCGCAAGGAGGCCAAGACGCAUGGCGAGGGCGGCUCGCUGGUGGGCGCGCCGCUCAAGGGGCGGGUGCUGAUCCUCGACGACGUCAUCACGGCUGGCACGGCCAUCAACGAGGCCAUGGACAUCAUCUUUAGCCAGCCCGAGGCCAAGCUGGCGGGCGUCGUCAUCGCCCUGGACCGGCAGGAAAAGAGCUCCAAGGACGGCGUCGAGGGCGAGACGAGCGCCAUCAUGGAGGUCGAGAAGCGAUACAACACCAAGGUCUACAGCGUCGUCAACCUCGACCAGAUCAUCGAGUACAUGAAGACCAAGGACCAGCAGGGCACGGCAUACGGCAAGCAGAUCGAGGGCAUGACCGAGUACCGCGCCAGGUACGGCGUCAGCGAGAUUGCAAAGGCCGAGGCGGCCGCCAAGUCGGCAUGA